GCUAGAGACUCUUUUCCAGCUCCAGCUGCCAUCCUACUCCUGCUCCUCCCCCUCCUCCUUCUCCUCCUCCUCCUCCUCCUCCUCCUAUUCCACCAGAACCACUUCUCUUUCUCAUCCCAUCCAGAGCAUUUUGGAGAUGUGAGGAAUAGGAAGAGAUUGGUGAUAUUGAGCAGCCUGUGCAUUGACACGACCUCUCGACCUCAUCUUCAGCAUGAAUGGUGAUAUGCCUCAUGUCCCCAUCACUACUCUUGCUGGAAUUGCUAGCCUGACAGACUUGUUGAACCAGCUUCCCUUGCCUUCUCCUCUCCCUGCCACCACUGCUAAGAGUCUGCUCUACAAUGGAAGGAUCUCUGAAGAGGUCAGCAGCCUGCUGGUGUGUCGGGAUGAGAACCUGGUGACUCAGCUGGCACAAAGUCUUAACCAAGUCUCCACUGAACACAUAGAGUUGAAGGACAACUUGGGGAAUGAUGAACCCGAGGGUGACAUGCCAAUGCUUCUACAAACUUUGCUGUCCAGGAACCCCAAAAUCUUCAGGGACAAAAGUGUAAUGCAGCAGCCACUGAUGCAACAGUAUAAGAUAUCCCAGAAUCAGGUGCAUGGGAGUCCAGCAUCAAAUUAUCAGCAAACCACUGUCCCUCAAAGCCCCUCUGGAUGUUUUGCAUCCCGACAGUCUGGGUCAGCUACACGGUUCGUACCCCAGCAGAACAGCCCUAUACCUAGUCCCUAUACUCCUCAGAGCCCUGCAGACUACAUGCAGUACAAUCCACCCAGUUAUUCCCAACACCAACAGACUCAGCAAGUUUCUGGUGGUGUGAGAAACAGCCAUGACAACAAGGUCUCUGGACAACUAUCAAGUAAUUCAUCUAAUCAUAAUGCCAGAUUAGGCUCAGAUGAAGAAUACAUGAACGUGGCUCACAGAUUGAGAAAUGAGGAGAAUGAGCCCUCCAUGAGGGUUGCCGCAUUUCCAGUUAAAUCACCACAGUCUGUGUGUUCUCCUGCUGGGAGUGAAGAGACUAUAGAAAGGUCCAGGCUUCCUCUUAUCAGGCAGUCACCUCUACCUGGUGUGCCACCAAGUGCAGCACCUGACCUGCUCCUCACCUCUGCUGACCAGAAAAAGAAGCAGAGAGAAAGUAGUAAAGAGGAAAAUGACCAGAUGGACCAAAAUACCUUGUACGACAUUGUUAGUUCUCCAUCAAAAGACUCUGCAAGGCUGACUUUAAAACUGUCCAGAGUGAAGAUGCCAGACAUGGAUGAAGCUGGAGAACUUCCUCCCAGGGCACAUAUGGACUCAGACCAUGAAACUGAUUUGAUGAAUAAUAAUCAGUUGUCAAGGGAUGCCCAGGACUUGCCACACAGGUUUAGUGCUGAGGAGCAGGUAAACUGUCAGCAGCUUCCCAUUCGGCCAAAUACCAAGGAGGUCGGAGUCAUCAGUGGGGUUGUGUAUGAGGAUGCUGAGAUAGAUGCACUUGCAGAGAUGGACAGAAUAGAACGUGAGUCAGCCAGUGAGAGAGAACGGUCGUCUAAAGAAGUCCAAGAUAAAGACAAGCCACUGAAGAAACGGAAGCAAGACUCGUAUCCUCAGGAAUCUGGAGCCGAUGCAAGUGACUGGCCUGCUGUACAAGGGGGCCACACGGGCAGCAAGAUGACACCCAAGAAGACAAGUGCUGCAAGUAACGGUGCCAGUCGGCCAGCUCUGAUGGUCAGUAUUGAUCUGCAGCAAGCGGGCAGAGUGAUUGGACAGCCUGUAGUGGUAUUGGAAGCACAGAAGUUGUGUGAGGACCACGUACAGCAUUUAAAGUCAAAGUCGGAUGCAAAGGUAGACAAAGUUGUUGAAAACAAACCAGGGAUAAACAAGCAGCGUUCGGACUAUCCCAGAAAGUCUGGCUCAGAUGAGCAACAAGAAACCCCUAAACAGAAACAGGAAAGCCGGCGGGACUCCAAACACAGGCAUGAAAGCAAAAUGGACAGUGCCAAGGGACACUCGGAUGACCGACGUCCAGACACACCACGGCAGAAACAUGACAAGCAUUCGGACUCGCGCCACAAAGAGGAUAAGAACCACAACAGUCACCGAACCCAUGUCAGCCAACCUGAGACUCCAAAAACCAUGAGCAAGGCGGAGCGCAACUCCAGACAUGCAGAAGACAAAGCCAAGGUUAGAGAAAAGGAUAAGGACAGAGACAGAGAUAAAGACAGAGAUAAAGAUAAAGAUAAAGUCAAAAAUAGAGAUAAAGAUAGAGAUAAAGACAGAGAUAGAGAGAGAGAUAGAGAUAUAGUUAGAGACAAAGAUAAAGACAGAGAUAGAGACAAAGAUAGAGACAAAGAUAGAGAUACAAAUAGAGACAAAGAUAGAGACAGAGAUAGAGAUACAAAUAGAGACAAAGAGAAAGAAACAAAUAGAGACAAAGAGAGAGAUACAAAUAGAGACAGAGAGAGAGAUAGAGACAAAGAUAGGAACAGAGACAGGGACAGAGACAGGGACAAGGAAAAGAAACACAAGACAUUAUCAAGGGAAAACUGCAACCGGCACUCUCCUGAUCGUCAUACUAAAUCUGACAGCAUGACAGUGAAGCAAGAUGGGAGCAGGAAAUCCACUGACCUCAAUGGUCGUCAGAGGACAGACAGUUCCACCCUUCAAAACCCCCAAAAUAAGAAAGAGAAGAAAGGUCUGGAUGGAAGCAUUAGAUGCCAGUCUGGUAACAAACAGCAGUCUUCCCAAGCAGCAGAGUCAAAACCUAGCGAGUUCCCCUCAUACCUGCUGGGUGGCAAGACAGGGAGUCUGAAGAACUUUGUAAUCCCAAAAUUGAAACGGGAUGGGAAAGAAAAAGAACCACAAGUUUCAAGCAAAUUGAUACAGGGCUGGAGUGAACCCCUGGUCAGACUGGAGAGAGUGUCACUGAUAGAGAACUUAAACAAAGGAGCUAAGCCUGUCGUUGUGCUUCAGAAACUCAGUGUUGAUGAGGUAAAAAGGAUCAUUAAGGAAAGCAGGAAUACAAACAGCUCCAGAUACUCCUCCUUUGAUAAAUCAGGAAGAGACAUGUCAUUUUGUGAGAAGACAAACAAGCGAAGGCACUCUAUGAUCAGUAAGAAAUCCAAGUACGCUGAGGUGGACUCAGAUGAUGAUGAUGGCUCUGAUACUGACAAUAAGUCUGCAAGGAAAAAGUCCAAGAAAGACCAUGAAAAGUCAUGGAAGUCUGAAGACAGGAAAGGUUCUGGAGAGCACAGUCGAAGUGGUGGUUUUCAUAAUGCUCGCAAGGGGUCUGGUAGCCGUCAUCGUGAACGGAACCCAGAUGAAUUGAAUGAAGACUCUCCACCACCAAGCCUAAGUGAUGUUGCCAGAAAAUUGAAGAAAAAGGAAAAACAGAAAAACAGGAAGGCAUACGAUUCCAAGCUGACACCAGAGGAUAUGAUGGACUCCUCCACAUUUAAGAGAUUCACAGCCAAUAUGGAUAGCAUUCUUGAUAACCUUGAGGAUGUGGAACUUGCUGGCACAGAUGAUGAUGACAUACCUCAAGAGCUCUUGCUCGGAAAGCACCAGUUGAGUGAGCUAGGCAGUGAUUCUGCUAAGAUUAAAGCUAUGGGCGCCUUUAACAAGCUUUCAUCUGGAAAACUGGUGAAAAUUUUGAAUAUCCUGGAGAAGAACAUUCAGGACAGCGUCAAACUUUCCACAUUAAUGAAUCAUGAUAAUGAUUCCAUGGAUGAGGAGCGGUUGUGGCGUGACCUUAUCAUUGAGCGGGUGACUAAGUCUGCUGAUGCCUGUCUGACUGCACUCAACAUUAUGACAUCUCCACACAUGCCCAAGGCUGUGUACAUAGAGGACGUGAUUGAGCGGGUGUUGCAGUACACCAAGUUCCAUCUGCAAAACUCUGUUUACCCUCAGUAUGACCCGGCUUACAGAGUGGAUCCCCACGGAGGUGGUGGGCAUACCUCAAAGUCCAAGAAAGCAAAGUGUUCCACCCAUAAACAGAAGGUGGUAGUCAAGCUCUACAACAAAGUGUGUGAUAUUGUUAGCAGCAUCUCAGAGCUUCUGGAGAUCCAGCUGCUAACUGACACCACAAUUCUCCAGGUGUCCACUCUGGGUAUUACACCGUUUUUCGUGGAGAAUGUCAAUGAACUGCAGUUAUGUGCCAUCACACUAGUGACAGCAGUCUUCUCUCGUUAUGAGAAGCACAGGCAGCUCAUUCUUGAAGAGAUCUUCACCUCUCUCGCUAGACUGCCUACUAGUAAACGCAGCCUCAGGAACUUUAGGCUAAACAACAGUGAUUCAGAAGGAGAGCCCCUGUAUAUCCAGAUGGUCACAGCCCUGGUUCUACAGCUCAUCCAGUGUGUGGUGCACCUUCCCUCUGAGAGAGAUACAGAGGAUGAACAUCACAAGAAGGUGGAUAAAGAUGUCUUUAUCACAAACUCUUAUGAAACCGCCAUGAGGACAGCUCAGAACUUCCUAUCUGUGUUUCUCAAGAAGUGUGGCAGCAAGCAGGGAGAGGAUGACUACAGGCCGCUGUUUGAGAACUUUGUUCAUGACCUCCUGUCUACAAUCAACAAGCCUGAGUGGCCUGCAGCUGAAUUGCUGCUCAGUUUACUGGGUCGACUUUUGGUGCAUCAGUUCAGUAACAAGCAGACAGAAAUGGCACUCAGGGUAGCGUCGCUAGACUACCUCGGCACUGUUGCUUCUCGCCUGCGUAAAGAUUCUGUCAGUAGCAAGAUGGAUCAAAAGGCCAUUGACCGCAUCCUCAGAGAGACUCCAGGCAGUGAUGAGAUCCAGCAACUUCAGAAGGACUUACUAGACUACCUAGAUGAGAACAGUGACACAAAAACAUCUCUUGUGUUUGCCCGGAAAUUUUACAUUGCUCAGUGGUACAGGGACACAACAAGCGAGGCAGAGAAAGCGAUUAAGUCUCAAAAUGAAAAUGACGAGGACUCCAAAGGUUUCUGUCUCUCCAAGAAUGUUGACUCAACUGGGGAGAUUAUGCAGAGAGCCGAGGCACGAAAAAAAUUCCUUCGCAAGGUCAUCAAGACUUCAACAUCACAUUCCAGUUCUCUGAGGAUAAACACAGUAGACUAUGAGGACUCCUGUCUGAUUGUCAGAUAUCUGGCCUCUAUGAGGCCGUUUGCACAGAGCUUUGAUAUUUAUUUAUCACAGAUUCUGAGGGUACUGGGUGAGAGUGCUAUUGCAGUCAGAACUAAAGCCAUGAAGUGUCUGUCUGAAGUAGUGGCUGUGGAUCCAAGUAUUUUGGCACGGUUGGAUAUGCAGCGUGGGGUUCAUUGUCGCCUCAUGGACAACUCCACCAGUGUGCGAGAGGCAGCUGUGGAGCUCCUGGGCCGUUUCGUGCUAAGUCGACCUCAGCUCAUUGAGCAGUAUUAUGACAUGCUCAUUGAAAGGAUAUUGGACACCGGUAUCAGUGUAAGGAAGAGAGUCAUUAAGAUCCUAAGGGAUAUUUGCCUGGAGCAACCAGACUUCCACAAGAUCACUGAGAUGUGUGUGAAGAUGAUCCGCAGGGUCAAUGAUGAGGAGGGGAUCAAGAAAUUGGUGAAUGAGACGUUCCAGAAACUCUGGUUCACCCCUACGCCCAGCCAUGACAAAGAUGCCAUGACCAGAAAGAUCCUGAACAUCACAGAUGUGGUGUCAGCAUGUAAAGAUUCAGGCUAUGACUGGUUUGAGCAGCUUCUCCAAAAUCUACUGAAGUCCGAAGAAAACGCUUCUUACAAACCUGCUAAGAAGGCCUGUGUUCAGUUGGUGGACAAUCUUGUGGAACACAUACUGAAAUAUGAGGAGUCUCUUGCAGACUGUGAGGACAAAGGGGUCAACUCAGGUCGUCUGGUAGCAUGCAUCACCACUCUCUACCUGUUUAGCAAGAUCCGAGCACAGUUAAUGGUCAAACAUGCCAUGACCAUGCAGCCUUACCUGACCACUAAGUGCAAUACGCAGAAUGACUUCAUGGUGAUAUGCAACGUGGCCAAGAUCUUGGAGCUGGUCGUGCCUCUGAUGGAGCUCCCAAGUGAGACUUUCCUCACAACCAUAGAAGAAGACCUGAUGAAGCUCAUCAUCAAAUAUGGCAUGACGGUUGUACAACACUGUGUGAGCUGUCUUGGUGCUGUUGUGAACAAGGUCACACACAACUACAAGUUUGUUUGGGCUUGUUUUAAUCGUUACUAUGGAGCUCUGGCAAAACUGAAGACACAGCACCAAGAGGACCCUAACAGCUCCACUCUGGCGACUAACAAACCUACUCUCCUGCGUUCACUGUUUACUGUGGGGGCUCUCUGUCGACACUUUGAUUUUGACCAAGAGGAGUUCAAGGGUACCAGCAAGAUUGUCAUCAAGGACAAAGUGUUGGAGCUUCUGCUCUACUUCACUACUCAUGAAGAUGAAGAGGUCCAGAUCAAGGCCAUCAUAGGUCUAGGUUUCCAGUUCAUCAUGCACCCAGAGCUCAUGUUCGUGCAGGAUGUGAAGGUUCUGUAUAACAAUACUCUCUCAGAUGAGAACAGUUUGGUCAGUCUGAAGAUCCAGGUGCUAAAAAACCUGCAGACAUACCUGCAGGAGGAGGACUCUCGAAUGCAGGAGGCUGAUCGCGAAUGGAAGAACCAAGCCAAGCAGGAGGAUCUGAAGGAAAUGGGGGACAUCUCAUCAGGCAUGAGCAGCUCCAUAAUGCAGAUUUACCUGAAGCAGGUGCUGGAGUCCUUCUUCCACUCACAGUCCACUGUUCGGCACUUUGCCCUGAGUGUCAUUACACUGACUCUCAACCAGGGCCUCAUCCAUCCUGUACAGUGUGUGCCCUACUUGAUUGCCAUGGGAACAGACCCUGAGCCAACGAUGAAGAACAAGGCUGAUCAGCAGCUGGUGGAGAUUGACAAGAAAUAUUCAGGAUUCAUCCAUAUGAAGGCAGUCGCGGGGUUGAAGAUGUCUUACCAGGUGCAGCAGGCCAUAAAGGGAUCGAAAGACACAGCGGUCCGGGGUUUUCGUCACGAUGACUCAGACUCUGCUCUCUGCUCUCAUCUCUACACCAUGGUCCGUGGGAACCGACAACAUAGAAGGGCUUUCCUCAUUUCUCUGCUCAACCUGUUUGAUGACAGCUCUAAAACAGAGGUGAACAUGCUGCUGUUCAUAGCAGACAACUUGGCCUGCUUCCCCUACCAGACCCAGGAGGAGCCUCUUUUCAUCAUGCACCAUAUAGACAUUACUCUGUCUGUCUCUGGUAGCAACCUUCUCCAGUCUUUCAAGGAGUCUUUACGGAAAGAGCCUGUACCGCAGGAAAAGAAGAUGAAGAUAAAAAAGAAGAAGAAGAAGAAGAAGCAGUCUAGGAGGAGGAAAUAUAGCUCUGAUGAUGAUGAUGACGACGAUGAAGACGAGGACGAAGAGCAGAGCAGUAGCAGCUCUAGCAGCAGUGACGAGGAUGAUGAGGUGGCCCACAGGCGGAAGAAAUCUGUGGUUUCUGAUUCUGACUCUGACAUGGAAGAUGAAGAUGCAGUGAUGGAGCGUCUGCCUGAAAACCCCAGCCCUCUGCUGGACUUUGCCAGUGCUUCACAGGGUAUUCUGAUGCUGCUGGUGCUCAAACAGCACCUGAAGAAUCUCUUUGGCUUUUCAGACAGCAAAAUCCAGAAGUAUUCACCGACGGAGUCUGCAAAAGUGUACGACAAGGCUGUGAACAGGAAAUCUAAGGUGCACUUCAACCCUCGUCAGACACUGGACUACCUGAAGAGGGAUCUAGCCAACACAGAUCUCAGCUAUGAGACCAAGAGGAAUAUUGUGAAACAGUAUUUGGAUUUCAAGGUACUGAUGGAUCACUUGGAUCGUGACGAAGAGGACGAGGAGGGUGAAGCAAGUGCCAAUGCCAGAAACAAAGCCAUUACUUCACUGUUGAGGGGCCCAAAACCCCAGAACCACAAUCACAAUAAUCACACUGCUCCAGUGGAGACAGAUGAUGAGGAAAGUGAGGAUGACGAUCCACCUGCACGCAAACCAAGGAAAGGCAGGGAUUCCGUAGAGGAUUCAGGUCACAUGAAUGAGAAGGUGGAGGCCAUGGACGUCAUUGCCAUCUGCUGUCCCAAAUACAAAGACAGACCACAGAUUGCCAGGGUCAUCCAGAAGACCAAAACUGGCUACAGUAUACACUGGAUGACUGGGUCUUAUUCCGGGCCCUGGGUUGUGGCAAAGAAACGGGACGGUCGCAAAAAGGUGCCUUGGGUUGACACUAUCAAGGAGUCAGACAUUAUUUAUAAGAAAAUCUCCUUGACAAGUGGACACAAGCUUACGAACAAAGUGGCACAGACGUUAAGGGUGCUAUACGCUGCCAAGGAGGGGACUAAGAGUUAAUCAACUGAAAUUACUCAGAAACCCCUCACAGCCCAAAUCCUUUUGGAUCCAAUAUGUUAAAACAGAGAGAGGACGAAACCUCUUUAGAUUUAAGGACCUGAUGGAAGACAAGCAUUGUGAACACUGAUCUGUGUGAAUACAGAGAUGUUUAAGUUAAUCACAAGAAAAACACAAGAAGGAAAUGUUUGGGAAAACAUUGUGUGGGAGUUCCUUCGCUGUUGUGCAGCAACUUGGUUGUUUGAUUUUUACUCCCACUGUAUCAUAGUUUAACACAUGUUUAUAUCUGAACAUAAUUCUGUAAAAAAAAAAUUAAACUGAAUGUUGGAAAUUAGUGUAUUGAUGAUGUUCUUAAUAAAGUGUUUUUUGGAGUUUAAACUAGCACCAGAUGGAUUUAUUCACUUGACCUGAGCGCCGACAACUUUUAAUUGCUUUCAUUCUUCUUGUUUUUAAACAUUUUAUUGUUUAACCACACUGUGUAUAUCUUUGAUAUAAUUUAUUUAUGUUAAAAGCAGUGCAGUAUCUGUGCCUAUAUGCAGGGGAAGUUAUAUUGUUUUUAAUAUAGAUUUUGAUGUUAUAGAACAAAGAGCAAAAAAAGUGAGCCCCUGCUCUUCUGGUGAAACAAAUACUGCAAUAAAACUUUCUUAUGUCCUUGG
Seriola aureovittata is the source of this 8964-nucleotide messenger RNA. RefSeq names its product nipped-B-like protein A. The record is from RefSeq and is a predicted model, not a curated record. Gene Ontology annotation, cellular component: Scc2-Scc4 cohesin loading complex. Bases 212 to 8311 code for a protein of 2699 amino acids. Gene Ontology annotation, molecular function: chromatin binding. The transcript is spliced from 47 exons. Gene Ontology annotation, biological process: establishment of mitotic sister chromatid cohesion; establishment of protein localization to chromatin; heart morphogenesis. Lineage: Eukaryota; Metazoa; Chordata; Actinopteri; Carangiformes; Carangidae.